CAACCAACCAACAACAACGUUUCUUUUCUUCAUUUCUUAACUUCCACAACUAUAACACAACAACAUUCACAUUCCUCAGAUCGAAUAUUUUUUGUCUUCUCACUGUACAUGGAAGCUUUGAUCAAUCAUGGGAUUAAUCCAAUUCGCGUCAAUGGCAUUACAAAGCAGCGAUCUUGUUUUCCGUUUGAAUCAAAACCAAAUCUGAAAAAGGGUACGUUUGGAUUUCAAAUUGGAGUGGUGAAUAAGAAGAAGAACAAGUUUUCUCCUUUGAUUAUGGCUGCUGCUACUGUUGGGAAUUCACAAGUUGGUCAUUUUGAGAAUACGGUUCCUUCCAAAGAAAUUCUGGAGCUAUGGAAGAAUGGUGAUGCAGUGUGCUUUGAUGUGGAUAGCACUGUGUGCAUUGAUGAAGGAAUUGAUGAGCUUGCUGAAUUUUGUGGGGCAGGAAAAGCUGUUGCAGAAUGGACUGCAAGAGCAAUGGGUGGUUCCGUUCCGUUUGAAGAAGCCUUGGCUGCUAGGUUAUCUUUGUUCAAUCCCUCUUUGUCUCAACUUGAGAAUUUUCUUCAGCAAAGGCCGCCAAGGCUUUCCCCUGGCAUUGAAGAGUUAAUCCAGAAACUAAAGGCUAAUGGCAAGCAUGUAUAUCUGAUCUCAGGGGGCUUUCGUCAAAUGAUCAAUCCUGUCGCGUCAAUACUUGGGAUUCCACAAGAGAACAUUUUUGCCAAUCAACUACUUUUUGGAAGUUCUGGACAGUUUCUGGGAUUUGACGAAAAUGAGUAUACUUCAAGGAGUGGAGGAAAAGCCACUGCAGUCGAACAAAUCAAGAAGGAUCAUGGGUACAAAGCAUUAACUAUGAUCGGAGACGGCGCAACUGAUUUUGAGGCUCGUAGACCAGGUGGUGCCGAUAUGUUCAUUUGCUAUGCUGGUGUUCAACUUAGAGAAGCCGUUGCUGCAAAAGCUGAUUGGCUAGUUUUCAAUUUUCAAGACCUUAUUAAUUCAUUGGGGUAACUUUUUCCUUUUUUUGGUUUCCUAUUUUUUGAAUCAUAGAAGUGAGGAAGCAGAUGGAUUCGGAAAAAAAAAGGCAGGAAACAUAAAUGUGAAAUUCCUCCACGUGUUAUUAGGGAAUGAUUUUUCUUAAGAUAGAUAGAUGUCAUUCAUUUUUUCUCUUUAGUAGAUCAGAUUUAUUCUUCUUCCAUUGUUUUUAUUUCCUUUUUUUUAUUGUUGGGGGUGUAAUUUUAUUCGCGCAGAUGCCCUUGCACUGUGUUUGUAUGUUUCAGUGUGCUUCAAUAAUACAUUACCGAUGUGUAACACGGUUUUAAUAAUAUGUUUGAAUGUGCGUUCAAUGCCAUUUUCCCGCAUCACAA
Messenger RNA from Medicago truncatula (barrel medic), 1358 nucleotides. RefSeq names its product phosphoserine phosphatase, chloroplastic. NCBI's taxonomy places the organism in Eukaryota, Viridiplantae, Streptophyta, Magnoliopsida, Fabales, Fabaceae. Gene Ontology annotation, cellular component: cytoplasm; chloroplast. The record is from RefSeq and is a predicted model, not a curated record. Gene Ontology annotation, molecular function: L-phosphoserine phosphatase activity; magnesium ion binding. The coding region runs from base 109 to 1002 and encodes 297 amino acids. The transcript has 7 exons. Gene Ontology annotation, biological process: L-serine biosynthetic process; dephosphorylation.